This is a messenger RNA of Chironomus riparius, 771 nucleotides long. The record is from the annotation of a GenBank genome assembly. NCBI's taxonomy places the organism in Eukaryota, Metazoa, Arthropoda, Insecta, Diptera, Chironomidae.
AUGUUGGAUCACGUUAAGCAUGUAAUUCUCGUGCUCUCUGGCAAAGGCGGUGUUGGUAAGUCUACAGUAUCUACUCAACUAGCGCUGACAUUAAAAGAAAAUGGAUUUAAGGUUGGCUUACUGGAUGUCGAUUUGUGUGGUCCAAGUGUUCCUUAUUUACUAAAUCUUGAAGGUAAAGAUGUUCAUCAAUCAUCAGAAGGCUGGGUUCCAAUUUAUACUGAUUCUUCAAAGUCACUUGCUGUCAUGUCCAUUGGAUUUCUACUCAAAAACAGAAACGAUGCAGUGAUUUGGCGUGGACCAAAGAAGACUGCAAUGAUUAGACAAUUUAUGACAGAUGUACAUUGGGAGGAUUUAGAUUAUUUAAUCAUUGACACGCCACCGGGAACAUCCGAUGAGCAUAUUACAGUAAUGGAAUGCAUGCGUGAAGUGAAAUGUGAUGGAGCAAUAAUUGUUACAACGCCACAAGAAGUAGCACUUGAAGAUGUCAGAAAGGAAGUGACAUUCUGUCGUAAAACAAACAUUCCAAUAAUUGGCAUAGUCGAGAACAUGAGUGGAUUUGUCUGUCCAAAUUGUCGUGAAUGCACAAACAUUUUCUCAUCAGGAGGUGGACAAUCAUUAGCGGAACUCAUUAAAGCACCUCUAUUAGGGACAUUACCAAUAGAUCCACGAGUCGGCGUUCUCGCUGGAACUGGAAAAGCUGUAAUAAGUGAAAUUCCUGACUGCACAACCUCAACUGUAUUUAAAGAAAUUGUCGAAAAAAUCACAAAAUAA